GACGCCGCUAGGCGGGGACCCGAAGGCUUGUGUAGCAGAUGUCUCGACAUCUGAAUCGCAAGCAAGAUGAAUAUAUAGAGCGCAGAAGAUGUAUUCAGGAAUGUUACAAUAAAGACUCAAUUCAUUCAAAUCCUUCACAGCGAGAUAAACAACACCCCACACAUACCAAACAUCAUGUCGCAACAAAAAUUGAAGCCUACCUUUGACGAUGUCAUGGGUUGCCAGACUGCAGUCUACGAGUGGGCAGACAGCUACGACAGCAAGGACUGGGACCGCCUGCGCAAGUGCAUCGCUCCAACACUGAGAAUCGACUACCGCUCCUUCUUGGAUAAAAUCUGGGAAGAGAUGUCGGCUGAGGACUUCGUGGAAAUGGCCUCUGACCCUGCCGUUCUCGGAAACCCUCUCCUCAAGACACAACAUUUCAUCGGUGGCACACGGUGGGAGAAAACUGCGGAGGACGAGAUCACCGGAUACCACCAACUGCGCGUUCCUCAUCAGAGGUACACGGAUGAAACGCGCUCGACUGUUGCCGUCAAGGGCCAUGCACACAGCGCGAACACGCACUGGUACAAGAAGGUCGACGGCGAGUGGAAGUUUGCUGGUCUCUGCCCAGAUAUCAGGUGGUUCGAGUACGACUUUGACAAGGUCUUUGCUGAGGGAAGGGACUCGUUUGGCGAGGAGAAGGAUUUGGCGCAAGCGGCCAAUGGAAUCCCGGCAGAGAAGAUCUCAGGGCACAAAUUUGACUGAGAUGGAGUCUGAGGAACACGGAUACAGAUCCAGUUGUCUGGUUAGCGCCAAGUGAGGGAGUUGUUCAAUGUGGAGAUACCAAUAAAUGACAUGAUUUUUCUGCUAGAGCUUUGCUGAUGACGCUCAUUCUGGAGUGGUGUGGUGGCACAUGACCAUCAAUAUCGAACUUCGACAUUGCCAUGCAUGCCUUUUUUAUGGAAGGUGAUGAUGGAGUCGGUUCGCCUUGCUUGCCUUUUGCAGCGCCUGGUGGUUAGUGUUGGUGUUCUGACCAGCGCGGUGAGGUAAUGCACCUGCAGGCCUGCCGUUGGCUGGCAACGUGAUUUGACGAAAACGUUGGUGCAAAGUCUGCAGCGCAGCACAGAGCCCCUCACAGGCGGCCACAGCUGGGCCCAAGCAGC
Messenger RNA from Boeremia exigua, 1145 nucleotides. RefSeq names its product scytalone dehydratase. Gene Ontology annotation, biological process: melanin metabolic process. Gene Ontology annotation, molecular function: scytalone dehydratase activity. Bases 175 to 747 code for a protein of 190 amino acids. The record is from RefSeq and is a predicted model, not a curated record. The transcript has 3 exons. Lineage: Eukaryota; Fungi; Ascomycota; Dothideomycetes; Pleosporales; Didymellaceae.